Messenger RNA from Micropterus salmoides (largemouth bass), 1249 nucleotides. It is a transcript of the gene vma21, whose product is annotated as vacuolar ATPase assembly factor VMA21. NCBI's taxonomy places the organism in Eukaryota, Metazoa, Chordata, Actinopteri, Centrarchiformes, Centrarchidae. Gene Ontology annotation, cellular component: endoplasmic reticulum membrane. The transcript is spliced from 3 exons. The record is from RefSeq and is a predicted model, not a curated record. The coding region runs from base 121 to 432 and encodes 103 amino acids. Gene Ontology annotation, biological process: vacuolar proton-transporting V-type ATPase complex assembly.
AUCCAAUGCGGAAGAAGGGAUUUCAACAGUGACAACCGCAACACAGACCAAGGGAACAGCUAUCAUUCAGCGAUUACAUUUUCCGUUUUUAUCUGUAUUUCGCCUACUAUCAGCCCAGCAAUGGACGGAUCUGUCAGAGCAUCUUCAGACGCCGCAGACGGGCCGCCUCCUUGUUUUAGAGGAAAUGAAAGCUCCAUGGUUUCAGCCCUCAAGACACUGCUGUUCUUCACGAUCCUGAUGGUCACGCUGCCCAUUGGACUCUACUUCGCAUCAAAGGCGUACAUCUUUGAGGGUUCGAUGAAGAUGUCAAGCUCUGACAGCUACUUCUAUGCAGCCAUUGUCGCAGUGCUCGCUGUGCAUGUGGUUUUGGCUUUGUUUGUUUAUGUGGCCUGGAACGAAGGCACGCCUAAAGAGAAGGGCAAACACGAUUAAGGCACGUCCUUAUCAGCUCGUAAGACCGGAGGAGAUGGACAGACACGGGCAUGGAUCUGCAGCCCCCCAACCCACCAUGGGCUAAACACAGCUCCAUCUACCAACCAGACAGUUAGAGGAUGUGGUUUGCGCUUAGGCUUUAACCCAAGGUUAAAGCAAGAAACUACGUUAUUAUACCCUGGCGCGGGGGAGUGGAGGCUGUUGGGUGUGUUUUUUCACCAGCCUCAGCAGGCCCGCUUUUUGACUUUUUGUUUUCUGAAAACGUUACGUUUGCUGACAGAGGAUAGCCCCUAUUUUUAAAGAGGCUUUGUUAUAAGCUGCCAUUUGGCUUUGUCCCUUCACAGUAAAGAGUUUGUCUUGUAGGAAAACAUCUUGGGCUUUGGAUGCGCGCACACUCACACUUUACUUAUAAUGUGUAUGUAUGAAGCAUUUAAUUCCAAAAUGCGCUACAUCCAUUCUGUGGACAUUAAUCUCUACAUUCAUCCAGUUAGUGACUGAAUAUUUCAUUUAUCUUGUUCUUAUCUUCAUAAAUUUAAAGAUGACUUAUAACUUCAGUAUAAACUCUUAAUGUUCAGACUUUCAUGCUGCAUUUUGGAUUAAAAUCUUCAUAUUUAAUCAUCAUCUGUUUGUCCUCGUAAACAAAUGUUUGUCUUUCUGUUUUUAAGUGUUUGGAAUUAGAAAACUAUUGCAAAAUCAAAUUGUAUUUAAAGACAUUUUUGUAUUGAAGAUGUUUGGUGAUUUGAAUAUGUAUGUUAAGUGGACGUGAUGCUGAUGAGAAUGUUGACUUGCUCAAAUAAACUUGAAUAUUUUAAACUUU